AUGGUUCUCAAAAAAGCUUCACUCUAUCAACAUCUUGCAAAAUUGGACAGGGAUUCUAAAAACUGCAUCUCUCAUUCUCAACCACCGAAAGCCAGCAGAGAGGACUUCCUGCAUCCCCUCCCCCGCCCUGCCCCGGAAGGAGGAGAGGGCCUGGACGUUCUCCCAGGGCAACGGAGCAGCGUUCUGGUGCGGGCGGGCUCGGGCUGCAGGUACCCGUUGUGGCCCAGCCCUGCGAAGCCCACGUCCCGUGGUCUUGGAGUCGCUGCUGGCGGCGGAAGGCCAGGGGCCCUGAUCCCCCUGGUUGGUGCCAUGCCUGGGGCCAGGAGAGGAUCGGUAUCUCAUGUGGAGCCCAAGGCCUUGGCAGGUCGCCCCAAGGCUGAGGGCGCCAGGGAGACCCCAAAGGCCUGGAAGAAACCUCCCUACCUGUUCCCACUCAGCGUGAUGAGGUUGGGCAAUAUCGAAAUUAGAGAGCGGCCCCCUGCUCCGGAGACGGAGACGCUCCCAGAGCCGGAACAGAGCCCGGAGGAGGGCUCCUGCGGACUGGGCUGUGUCAGUUCCCCGUGCUGUCAGCGUUUGAAUGACAUUCGCUGCUUCAUGGUUAUCUACUUCAUCCUGGUCUCCUCUCAAGGUAUUGUGUUUGGUCUUGUAGAUCUGAGCAUUAGCAAUUUUCAGAAGAACUAUCAUCUGAAAACUUUUGAAAGUAUAGUACUGACAUCCAGCUAUGAUAUUUCAUCUUGCCUGGUAGCAAUAUUAAUAGCAUACUAUGGAGGGAGAGGAAACAGAACAAAAUGGACUGCAUAUUCCUCCUUCUUCAUAGGACUUGGAUCAAUUUUACUUGGUCUUCCGCACUUGCGUGGUGAAAACAAUCAAUCGAAGCUAAACAUUGAAGAUAUUUGUGACGAAACAAAGGUCCUCGAUACUUGCCCAAAAAGCACGUCGUUAUUUCAGUCAAGAUACGUACUCUUAUUCAUCGUCGGGCAGACUGUGCAGGGAAUAGCAGGAAUGCCUCUUUACAUCCUUGCAGUCACCUUUCUUUAUGACAGCGUCGACACACACUCGUCUGGCAUCUAUUUAGGUUUUGCUGAAGCUGCAAUAAUAUUUGGAUAUGCCUGUGGUCAUGCUAUGGGAGCACCACUAGUUAAGGCUGCUGAGAACAGUACUUCUUCCAGAUACAAUAUGAAUCGUGGUGGUAAUCUAAAACUCCGGUGGAACUGGUGGAAUAGUUUUCUUCUUGCCUCUUUUAUUGCGUGGUCUACAUUAAUACCACUGUUGUGCUUUCCACAUAAUAUAGCAGGUACAGCAAAGAUAACAGCUGGGAAGUGUAAAAAGACUUAUUCAAGUGACAAUCUCAAAGAUAAGGAAUUUGGAACUAGUAUCAAGGAUUUGUUUGCUGCACUUUGGAUUCUUAUGAAGAAUCCAGUGUUUAUAUUCCUAUGUCUGUCCAAAGCAUCAGAAUCUUUAGUUCUUAUUGGAGCUGCUGAAUUUUUACCUAGAUAUUUAGAAAAUCAGUUUAUAUUAACACCCACUAUGGCAACUAUAAUUUCAGGACUUAUUUUACUUCCAGGUGGUGCCCUUGGCCAGCUUCUGGGAGGUGUCAUUGUUUCCAAGUUAGAAAUGUCCUGCAAAGCCCUGAUGAGAUUUGUGAUGGUCACAUCUACUGUAUCAGUAGUAACCCUUGUGGUUUUAAUUUUCAUACACUGUGAUUCAGUGAAAUUUGCUGGAAUCAAUGAAGAUUAUGAUGGAACAGGGCAGAUGGGAAAUCUCACAGCUCCUUGCAACAAGCACUGUAGAUGCUCAACCGCACUUUAUUCUUCAGUAUGUGGAAGAGAUAAUGUGGAAUAUUUUUCUCCCUGCUUUGCUGGCUGCAGAUUUUCUAAAUAUUCACAGAAAAAAAAGACGUACUACAAUUGUUCUUGCAUUCAUAAGGGAUUAACAAGCCCAGAUCAGGAUGGGGAUAUUGUUGAUGCCAGACAUGGGAAAUGUGAGGCAAACUGCCAUAAAGUGCCUUUGUUCAUUGCAUUGUUGCUUUCUUCAAUUAUAUUUUCUGGAUUUUCUGGUAUACCAGGAACCCUGUGCAUCUUCCGGGUUGUACCUGACAAACUAUGCUCUCUGGCCUUGGGAAUGAGUUAUACGGUUUUGAGAAUAUUUGGAAGUAUUCCUGGACCAUUAAUUUUUAAAAUGACAGUAGAAACUUCUUGUACCUUUCGGGAUUCAGAACAAUGUACUCGCAUAGGACGUUGCUGGAUGUAUGACAAGACAAAAAUGGCCUAUCAAUUUAUAGGAAUAUGUGUUUUUUGCAAAUUAUGCACUAUAUUCUUCACUGCUGUUGCAUUUUAUGUAUAUAAAGGUAUUAGAAAGGAAAGCACUGAAAGCUUGCCUAUACCUAUGAGGAUUCUGAGAGCUAAAGGAAGGGAAAGAACUGAUUCAUAA
Messenger RNA from Lepus europaeus (European hare), 2430 nucleotides. RefSeq names its product solute carrier organic anion transporter family member 6A1 (gene SLCO6A1). Gene Ontology annotation, molecular function: protein binding. The transcript is spliced from 14 exons. Gene Ontology annotation, biological process: sodium-independent organic anion transport; transmembrane transport. The record is from RefSeq and is a predicted model, not a curated record. Gene Ontology annotation, cellular component: membrane. NCBI's taxonomy places the organism in Eukaryota, Metazoa, Chordata, Mammalia, Lagomorpha, Leporidae. Bases 1 to 2430 code for a protein of 809 amino acids.